CCCCGCACGAUUAUAAUUCUCCACUUCUCGUCGUUUCAUCUGCAGGCCAACUCGCCAUUCCAUCCCCAAUUACAAUGGCUGAGCACUCAGAGAAGCACAUCGACGCAAGCAUCGCCGCCAUCCGGGAUCAAACGCUCUCUCCGGAGCAGGCGGCCAACGUGAUCGCCGAGCAAUGCAGGCAAGCCCUCAAGUCCGCGCCAACCAACGACCGGGUCACGCAGCAAGGCGACACUCCAUGGCUAGAGAACUUCCUCUGGUUUUUCUGGAGUAAACUGGUCGAGCUGGCUCAAGAAGACUCAUCGGUCCACGACCGCACCGCGCAUGUUCUCGCCGCGCUGAAGGCCAAGGGCUCGGAGGGCUGUGAGGGCUGGAGGGUGUGGUGGUCGCAGACGAGCUGGGCGGAGCUGCCUCUGUUGGGUCCCGUGUCGCGUGAGGAGAUGAACGGUCCCCAGCAGUGGUUCAAGCUCAGAGGCCCCGACUCCCUUGAUGUAUCUACUCCAAAGGCACAAGCACUCCUGGCAGGGGACGCCCCUACGCACGAUGACCCCGAGACUCGCGAGGUCGUCAAAGCACGCCAGAAAUGGCUGAACAUGAAUGCGUUCCUCGCCCAGCUAUGGGCGCUCGGCGUCGUGGACGAGGCAUUCUUCGGCAUCAGCGCCAUGAUUGCAGGCCUCGAACCGCUCACGCUGGCCUCCACGAGGAGGCCUACGAGGGAGCAGGCGGGUGUCUUCGACGGGCCCCAGGAGCUGCUGAUCGAGGUCGCAUCGGUGUGGCUGAGGAUCGCGGGUGCGCGGAUGUAUGCGUGCAGAGAAAUUUUGGGGCCAAAGGGGGAUCCCGACUGGGAUGCGAGGCGAGGAUGUCCAGGCCGGAGCGGUGGGACGUGGGAUGGAGUGGAUGGAUACCACCCGGAUCGGUGGCGGUACUGGAAGGGGAUACUGCAGGAGGUGGCGAAGGGCGAAUGGAGGACGAAUGUAAUCGAGGCUGCCCAGGCUGCAGUCGACGCCAUGAAUCAACUUGAACGCGAAGCUGUCUCUGCGUAAGGCUGUCUUCA
Molecule: messenger RNA, 1051 nt
Organism: Dichomitus squalens LYAD-421 SS1
Lineage: Eukaryota; Fungi; Basidiomycota; Agaricomycetes; Polyporales; Polyporaceae
Exons: 3
Coding region: 75-1040 (321 amino acids)
Source: RefSeq, a predicted model, not a curated record